Molecule: messenger RNA, 988 nt
Organism: Drosophila virilis
Lineage: Eukaryota; Metazoa; Arthropoda; Insecta; Diptera; Drosophilidae
Gene: Polr3F
Product: RNA polymerase III subunit F
Biological process (GO): transcription by RNA polymerase III
Cellular component (GO): RNA polymerase III complex
Source: RefSeq, a predicted model, not a curated record
UGUAUCCGUUGGUAAUUAGUUGUAUUGACGGCCUUAAAAUCAGUUUCGUCAUCUGAACUGUGUGUUUCUGACAUUUUAGCACUGCAAAAUCAUCACCAUGGCAGCCGAAAUCGCUCAACUUUUGCUCGCUGUAAUCCAAGGAAUUCCGGGCGGUGCGACAAAUGAUGACCUAACCAAAGCAUUGUCGGAUAUGUCCGCUGCUUCGCGGGUCGAAGGUCUCAAUGUACUGUUGAAGCAGGGGAGCAUAGAGGUUUUGAAGAAAGGAGAGAAACUUAUUUAUCGUGCCAAGGAUCCCCAAAAGAAAAGCGCACUACCGAAAGACGCUGAUAAUGAAGAGAAGAUCGUCUAUAGUAUAGUUGAAGAGGGCGGCAACAAAGGCAUUUGGAUACGUGAUAUACGCAUGAAGUCCAAUUUGAACAUGACACAGUUAAACAAAAUCCUCAAGAAUCUGGAAACAAAGAAACUGAUCAAAGCCGUUAAAUCCGUGAAUGCCAGCAAAAAGAAAGUCUAUAUGCUAUACAACAUGGAAGCAGAUCGAUCAGUAACGGGCGGUGCCUGGUAUCAGGACCAGGAUUUUGAAGUCGAGUUCGUGGAUGUGCUCAACCAACAAUGCUUGCGAUUUCUUCAAAUGAAACGUGAGGGUGCCGAAAAGAAACGCGAUGGACCUCUGGCGUUUAAGCAAAUGUCCUGUUGCACUGUGAAGGAGGUGCACAAAUUCAUUUCAGAUUUGGGUAUUAGUAAAGUCAAUCUAGAUGAGGAUGAUUUGGAGACCAUACUGAAAACCGUAGUCUAUGAUGGCAGCGCAGAACGUAUACUACAAUCAGAUGGAACGUACGUGUAUCGUGCGGUUAAUUUACCUCUGCCGGCACCUGGGUUGGUUCAGAUGCCAUGCGGCAUAUGCCCCGUGAUUAAGAAUUGCUCCAAUUGUGGCGAUGUUACCGCUAUUAAUUGUCAAUAUAUGAACGAUUGGUUAGAGUAAAAAUGCAAA